AUGGCGCGCCCGCCGCUCCUCUCUGGUGGACCCAUCUACGUCCCGCCGCGUCAGGCAGCAGCGGUCGGCCACGCCGUCGCCGGUGUCGCCGACGACAAGUCAGGCCCGGCCUACCAGCGGCGGACCUGGGACGCGCUGAGGGCCAGCAUAACCGGCCACGUCAACAAGGCCACGCCCGCCAACAUCCGCCACGUCCUGCCGGAGCUCCUUGCCGAGAACCUCGUUCGCGGGCGCGGCCUGCUCUGCCGCGCGCUGCUCAAGUCCCAGGCCGCCUGCCCGGCCUUCACCGACGUGUUCGCCGCGAUCGCGGCCGUCGUUAACUCCAAGAUCCCGGCCGUCGGCCGGCUCCUACUCGUCCGCCUCGUGGUGCGCCUCCGGCGCGCCCACGUCACCGGCGACAAGCACCAGCUGGCGGCCGCGGCGAUGUUCGUCGCCCACCUCGUGAACCAGGGCGUGGCGCACGAGCUGCUGGCGCUGGAGCUCGUCGAGAUGCUGCUCGCCGAGCCCACGGACGACGGCGUGGAGGUGGCUGUCGGGGUCGUCACGGAGUGCGGCGCGGCCCUCGGCGAGGCGUGCCCCAGAGAGGUCGACGCCGUGUUCGACGCCCUCCGGAGCAUCCUCGUCGAUGCCGACGUGGACCGGCGCAUCGGGUUCUUGAUCGAGGGCCUCUUCGCGGUUCGGAGAACCCAGUUCCGGGGGCACCCUCCCGUCCGCCCAGAGCUGGACCUCGUCGAGCAGGAGGAUCAGUUCACGCAUCAGAUCGAGAUCCCCCUCGAGGACAGCCAUGUCAAGCAGCUCGACCCCGAGAUCCAUCUCGACGUGUUCAAGCCAAGCGCCACCUUUCUGCAGGACGAGGCAGCCUACGAAGACCUCAAGCGAAGCAUGCUAGGAGACGAUGGCGAGCACAUUGAAGAAAGCGAGCCCAACGACGACGACGACGACUUCCACAGGGAAGACAUGGAGAUGGAGGUGAUCAAGGACGGGACGGCCACCAACCUGAUCAACCUCCGGAGGACGAUAUACCAGACGAUCAUGUCGAGCGCCGGCGCCGAGGAGGCCGGGCACAAGCUCCUGUCCAUCGUGAGGCCGGGCCAGGAGGCGGAGCUCUGCGCCAUGCUCGUGGAGUGCUGCAAGCAGGAGAGGGCGUCGUCCAACACGAGGUUCUACGGCCAGCUCGGGCAGCGGCUUUGCCGGAUCAGCCGGGCGUACCAGGCAGGCUUCGAGGCGUGCUUCGCGCGGUGCUACGCGGCGGCGCACCGCAUGGCAACCGACGAGCUGCGGGCCGCCGCGGGGCUCUUUGCGCACCUGCUGGCCGCGGACGCCGUCCCGUGGCGCAACGUGCUGGGCGGGGUCAGGAUCACGGAGGAUGACACCACCUCGUCGUCGCGCAUCUUGAUGAAGGUAAUGUUCCAGGAGAUGGCGGAGCAGCUCGGGGUACGGCUGCUCGGCCGGAGGAUGAACGACGACGACGAGCCGGAGGUCCGUGACGCCCUUUUCCCCCGGGACUCCGCCGAGAGCACGCGCUUCGCCAUCAAUUUUUUCACGGCGAUUGGGCUUGCAGGUGUCACUGAACCUGCGAGGAGGAUAUUACUAUCAGAAACAUGUGGUUUGUGA
This is a messenger RNA of Triticum aestivum (bread wheat), 1614 nucleotides long. Its product is annotated as pre-mRNA-splicing factor cwc22. Lineage: Eukaryota; Viridiplantae; Streptophyta; Magnoliopsida; Poales; Poaceae. The record is from RefSeq and is a predicted model, not a curated record. Gene Ontology annotation, molecular function: protein binding; RNA binding. The coding region runs from base 1 to 1614 and encodes 537 amino acids. The transcript has a single exon. Gene Ontology annotation, biological process: mRNA splicing, via spliceosome. Gene Ontology annotation, cellular component: catalytic step 2 spliceosome.